AUGGCUGAGUUUAUUCUUACUCCAAUUGCUCGAUUAAUCAUUGAUCGUUUGGAAUCUGCAGCUGUGAAACAAAUCUCAUCGAUUUGGGGUGUGAAAGAUGAGAGACACAACAAUGAAGUUCAACAUUGGCUCCAAAGGCUCAGUGGUUCUGUUCAUGAUGCAGACAACUUAAUGGACGAGAUCAACACUAGAGCUUUGCAACAACGAAUCAUGUCUCCAAAUAUAAAGACUUUUUUUUCUGGCUCCAAUGCACUUGCUUAUCGAUUUAAGAUGAGUAAUAGGAUAAAGGACAUCAAGAAGAAACUAGCCAAAAUCUGUGAUGAUAGAAAGUUUCAUUUGGAAGAAAAACAUGAAGAGACACAGAUUAUUCGAAGAGCAAGAGCUGAUACGCACUCGUAUGUGCGUCAAGAAGAAGUUAUUGGGAGGGAGGAAGAUAUAUCAGCUAUUAUAAGUAUGCUUUUAUCGGAUCGUUGUGAAGAGAAUGUAUCAAUGAUUUUCGUUUGUGGCAUAGGAGGAUUAGGAAAAACUACACUUGCUAAGAGCGUUUUUAAUGAGGAGCGAAUCCAGAAUCAUUUUGAGUUAACAAUGUGGGUAUGUGUGGCUGAUAAUUUUGACUUAAAACUAAUUUUGAAAAGUAUCAUUAAGGUUGAGGGAGACAUGAGAAUGGAAGAACUGCAAAAGAAGCUUCGAGAAGUGCUUGGUGGUAAGCGGUAUUUUCUUGUACUAGAUGAUGUAUGGGAGGAAAAUCGUGCUAAGUGGUUGGAAUUGGAAGAGUUGAUAAGAAAUGGUGCAAAAGGAAGUAGAGUUUUGGUAACAACUCGGAGUAAAAAGAUUGCUAAUUUCACAUCUAGCAAAGGUCAAUUGCAUAAAUUGGGGAUACUUAACCAAGAUCAAUCUUGGACUUUGUUUAAAAGGAUGGCUUUUAAAAAUGGACAAGAGCCACAAAACUCUAAUAUUGUGAAGAUUGGAAAGGAGAUUGUUGAAAGGUGCAAAGGGGUUCCACUAGCUAUAAGAACAACAGGAAAUUUGUUGUACAAUGAAAAUUUAGAAUCAAAGUGGUCAUCUUUGAAUAAAGAAUUUUCAAAAAUACCUCAAGCAAGUGAAGAGGAUAUUAUGCCUACCCUUAGAUUGAACUAUGAUCAUCUACCUUCUCAUUUGAGACUUUGUCUUGCCUACUGUAGUCUAUUUCCUAAAGACUAUAAAAUUAAGGUGGGAACAUUAGUUAAGCUUUGGAUGGCACAAGGAUUUCUUAACUUAUUGAAUACAGUUGAAGAUCAAUGUUUGGAGGAGGUGGGAUAUGAAUGUUUUAUGAAUUUAGUGGAAGGAUCAUUUUUCCAAGAUGUUGAAGUAGAUGAAUGGGGCAUUAUAACAUGUUGCAAGAUGCAUGAUCUCAUGCGUGAUCUCAUGCAUGAUCUUGCAAUACUUGUGUCUGGUGCAAAAUGUGCUACUUUUCCUUCAAAUUGUCAAGGAAACUUCAUCAAUGAAAAUACUCACCAUUUGUCCUUUGAACACCAUGUUCACUCUGUAAGUAAAACUUUUCUGGUUCAAGCAAGUAAGGCGCGAACAAUUCUUUUGCUCGAUGAAUGUUGUUUCAAAGGCGAGCUAGAUGCAGUGGUAUUGCAUUUCAAGUUGAUACGCGCUUUGAGUUUGAAAUGGUUAUUUGACGAUUCGUUGGAUUCAAUUUGUAAAUUGAAACAUUUGAGAUAUUUGCAUAUUUUACGAGUAACUAUAAAGCUACUUCCAGAUUCAUUUACUAAUUUGGUGAAUUUGCAAACACUUAAAUUCAGUAAUUGCCCAAUGCUCAGAGAAUUGCCUAGAGACAUUGAGAAACUUAUCAAUCUUAGGCAUCUUGAAAUUUUUCAUUGUAUUGAUUUGGAGUAUAUGCCAUGUGGAAUAGGCCAGCUGACUAAUCUUCAGACUUUAUCAACGUACGUAUUGAGGAACAAGAACAAGAACAAGAUACAUGUCCCGAAAUAUGUUGGCGAACUAAAAGAUUUGUUGAGAUUGAAUAAUUUGAGAGGUAAAUUGGAAGGUUUAAAUGUGAGCCAUGCCAUAGAAGAAUAUGGGAGUUCGAGCUUAAAGAAUAAACAAUACCUUAAAUCAUUGAGUUUGGAGUGGGAAAAUACAAAUGUUGAAAUUGGUGAAAUGUCAAUGGAUGUCCUUCAACCACACCCAAAUCUUCAGGAAUUGGAGUUAACAUGUUAUAAGGGUGUCAAGUUGUCAAGUUGGCUCUCAUCACUUACAAACUUAGUCAACUUAACAGUAUCCUAUUGUCAAAAAUGUGAGUAUCUAGUUCCAUUGAAUCAAUUACACAGUCUCAAAUUUUUGAAACUUAAGAGCUUGAUGUCUUUAGAUUACAUAUCCAACAAUGAUUUGAAUCAAGACUUACUUGGUUCAACUUCAACAACAACAACAACAUUACUUCCAUCUCUGCAGAGACUUGAGUUAGAUAAUUUGCCUAAUCUAAAAGGAUGGUGGAAAGAAGUUGAUCAUUUUUCUUGUACUGCAAAUGAAGACAAACACAUCUCCUUGCCUUAUUUCCCUUGUCUUUUUUCUUUAUAUAUAAAAGAUUGUCCUAAGCUGAGUUGCAUGCCACUUUACCCACAUUUGGAAAAAGAGUUGUAUCUAUCCCAUACUAGCUGGAAGCCUUUGGAAGACACAUUAAAAAUGGUUAUAUUCCCUACAACAUCUUCUUUUUCUCCUCUCUCCAAAUUAAAAAGACUAAGUUUAUAUGGCAUUGAGGAUUUAAAAUGUCUUCCAGUGGAGUUUAAGAGCCUUACAACUCUCAAUGAAUUGACUUAUUUUAGUUGCAGCAAGUUUAAGGAUCUGUGUCCUGGUAUUCUACAUCUCUCAUCACUUAGAGAUUUGACAGUGUCAAUAAGUGGAAAUGGUGAUAAUGAUGGUGAUGAUGAUGAUGAUGAUGGUGACCAAAUUAUGUGGAAAGCCUUAACUGAAAGAAUCCACAAAUUAGCACUAUGGUCAUUUUCGAAUCUUCCUAAGGGUAUCCAACAUCUUAAAAGUCUACAACGACUUUAUAUUAGGUAUUGUGAUAGUUUGACAACAAUUCCAGAAUGGAUUGGCAACCUCAAAUCACUUAAGGAACUUGAGUUAAGAGGAUGUCCUAAUCUGACAUCAUUCCCUGAAGGAAUUCAAGGCCUCACCUCUUUGAAAUACUUGGAGAUUGCAAAAUGUCCCAAUUUGACAUCAUUUCCGGAAGGAAUUCGAAUCGAAGCCUCACCUCUUUGA
Molecule: messenger RNA, 3246 nt
Organism: Cannabis sativa
Lineage: Eukaryota; Viridiplantae; Streptophyta; Magnoliopsida; Rosales; Cannabaceae
Product: putative disease resistance protein RGA4
Exons: 3
Coding region: 1-3246 (1081 amino acids)
Biological process (GO): defense response to other organism
Molecular function (GO): ADP binding
Source: RefSeq, a predicted model, not a curated record